AUGGAAAAUUCUUCAAUGACUGAAAAAAAUCGCAAAAAAAUCGCUUUGAUUAACAUCAUAAAAAAAUAUGAUGUUCUCUAUAAAAGAGAAAAUUUUAAAUUCCAUUUACAUAUUUCAAUAUAUGCUGAAAUGGCGGAAAAAAUGAUCAUUUUCAAAUUGUUAUUUCUACGCUCACAGAGCGAGCCUAUGCAAAAGAAUCGCAAUAGAGAAUUUGCAACACUAUUAAGUUUUCGCCGACACCGGGAAACGUAA
Clunio marinus is the source of this 252-nucleotide messenger RNA. The record is from the annotation of a GenBank genome assembly. NCBI's taxonomy places the organism in Eukaryota, Metazoa, Arthropoda, Insecta, Diptera, Chironomidae.